AUGAACCGGAAACCACAAGAGGACUUUUGCGCCAUAUUGAUCGACACGUCAGCAAAGGACUGUGCGAUGCAGUACUACAAAACGCUCGCCCCCGGCCCGGCAAAGCCGGAUGAGGCGACCGAAGCGUACAAGGACGACGAGCUUACUUACUCUCUAUCGAGAGUACCGACAGUUACACCACGCCCGCUGAAGAUCAUCGCGGUAGGGGCAGGGUUCAGUGGACUGGCCUAA
Fusarium fujikuroi IMI 58289 is the source of this 231-nucleotide messenger RNA. RefSeq lists its product as uncharacterized. The coding region runs from base 1 to 231 and encodes 76 amino acids. The record is from RefSeq and is a predicted model, not a curated record. The transcript is spliced from 2 exons. Lineage: Eukaryota; Fungi; Ascomycota; Sordariomycetes; Hypocreales; Nectriaceae.